This is a messenger RNA of Lecanosticta acicola, 1334 nucleotides long. Lineage: Eukaryota; Fungi; Ascomycota; Dothideomycetes; Mycosphaerellales; Mycosphaerellaceae. The record is from the annotation of a GenBank genome assembly.
AUGAGCACUGUCGGAGCAGAUGGCUCACUGCGGGAUGCCUACCGCGAGGGCGGUAUUGUCGAGGUUCCUCGUAGAAAGAAGAAAGGAAAAGAACAUGCUAGCACCGGCUUCUCAGCAGCUGCUAUGCGGGCACUGGGUGCUCGAAUGUUGACAUUCUACUUUCGGGCGCCCAUCAAGGCGUUUUUCAAACCAAGGAUAGAGUGAGUUAGUUAUGAUUAUCUGGCUAGCGAUGUCUUAUCUGACAUUUCUGUAGUUAUAUGGUACGCUCAGUUUAAAAUCCAACCUCAAGUUCAUGGGCUGACACCCUCAAGGGAUAUGCGCGAGCCAUCAACCCAAGCGUUCAAGGCGGCGCAGCUUGGUCGUGGCGAAUGACCAGCCCGGCUCUGCUCUAUAACGCAGUGCGGCACCAUGGCUGGACAUUUAUCCCCAACCAGUUCUUACCACCCCUCAUCGCCAAUACCGCUGUGGGCGCUGUCCUUUAUACCGCUUAUCUGCAAUCUCUGUGUUACAUGCAUGAGCCGUCUUCGAUAUCGACAAAACGUGUCUAUCCACCGCCGCCACCUAGCAUCUCCUUCUCCGCUGGAUUCGUUGCAGGGUCUAUCCAAAGCCUCCUCGCCGCGCCAGUGGAUGCGCUUCAAACACGUUUCCAAGCAAAGGAGAUGAUGGAGGGGAAGUAUACCAACAUGUGGCAAUAUGGCUGGCGCAAGACCCGUGAGAUUGGAGCACGUGGUAUCAUGGCUGGAUGGGGCCUGUCAUUCGUCAAGGAUUCACUAGGAGCAGGAGUGUUCUUCGCCACAUUUGAAACAGUCAAGUCUCAAGCGUUUUACAGCUUCGUCAGUACCUGGUACGGAGACUGGGCGAAAUUGUCAGCCGUGCAGAGAGAAGCCAUUUCUGCGCAACGAGCAGCUUCCGGACGACCUGAAAUACGGCCUCAUUACAUGGUAGAGCCCGCGUUUCUACUGCUCGCGGGAGUUGCGGCCUCAGUAGCACAAGCUGUCAUCCAGCACCCGCUCAGCCGGCUGCAGGAGAUUCACCACGGUCGAUUGGAGUGGAUAGACUCGCACGACCACCAUAAACCCGGAGAGCGUAAAAAGAGAGCGCUCAGGCUAUAUGCAGCAGCUUAUCGAAAGACCAUCAGGCAUGUUCUGGUCGUCGCACGUCGCAAUGGGGGCCUCACUCGCUGGCUGUACAGGGACUUCUUCAUGAGCACCAUACGCCAGGUCCCGAGCACAAGCGCGGGACUCAUCGUUUUCGAGAUCAUCAGGCGGAAGUACGGUAACGACGACGAAGCUGUGAGAAUCCCGAAGAAUGGAUACGAGAUCGUGUUGAUAUAG